UGCUCAAGGGGGCGGGGCCUGGAGUUUUGAGGGGGGGGUCUGGGGACCGUCGUCGGUCGCUGCGUCUCCGGCGGAGGGAGGGCGGCUCUCGGUCUGCCUCGCGGUCCUGGGGGGGCGUUUGCCCCCCACCGACGGUUCCCGCUGCUGCUCACCGAGAACCGGGCGAACAAGGCACGCCCCCACCCCCCCACCCCGAUCAGCCUUAAUCCCCCUCAGGAGGGGUGAUUCUGCUCUGGAGGAAGCCCUGAGGGGGCUCGAUGAGGCAGAAUUCCUGGUGAAUUUUCCGAAGGGUCAAUGGAUUAGCGUGAUAUUUUCCAUGAACUAAAACAGUUCCAUGUCUUGUUUGGAUUGUUCCUGUAUUCUACGGACACGAGUUGAAUCCAUUAGAGUAGAAAAGCAAUCGGAAAGCAUCAGUAGUCAAGACUUGACAGAUGAACUUGCUGUAUGUUGGGGCCAAUCAACUCAAAGAGGAGAUGUACAGAUACCAUUGUCAUCUGAUGUAUCACACUAUGAUCUCCAGGUGGAGAUAGGAAAAGGAUGUAACAACUUAACUUCAAUCUACCUCGCCCGUCAUAUCCCGACAGGAACACUGGUGGCUGUAAGAAUUACAGAUCUGGAAAGAUGUUCUGAAGAACUCUUAAACACUUUACAAAAUGAGGUGAUAUUAUCCCACUUUUUCCGACAUCGGAAUAUCUUGACUUUUUGGACAGUGUUUACUGCUGGAAGAUGGCUUUGGGUUAUUUCUCCUUUCAUGGCUUACCAUUCAGCCAGUUGUCUCUUGAGGACGUACUUCCCUGAAGGCAUGAGUGAAGCUUUGAUAGGAAAUAUCCUCUUUGGUGCAGUUAGUGGAUUGAACUAUAUGCAUCAACAUGGCUAUAUUCACAGAAGUAUUAAAGCUAGCCACAUAUUGAUUUCAGGGGAUGGCCUAGUUUAUUUGUCGGGCUUAAAUCACCUCUAUAGUUUAGUCAGCAGUGGACAACAGUUAAAAGCUGUGUAUGAUUUCCCCCAGUUCAGUACAUCUAUGCUUCCUUGGCUGAGUCCUGAACUACUAAGGCAGGAUAUGCAUGGAUAUAAUGUGAAAUCUGACAUCUAUAGUGUGGGCAUUACAGCUUGUGAACUAGCUAAUGGGCAUGUACCUUUUCAGGAUAUGCCUCGCACACAGAUGCUGCUGCAAAAACUGAAAGGUCCGUCUUACUGUCCUUGGGCUAUAAACACUUUUUCAUGCGGAGAAUCUAGGAUAAAAAUUUCUCAGUCGGGAAUUGAUUCUGGAAUUGGGGAAAGCAUGACACACACGAUGACAAGUGAGAGACUACAGACUCCGCCUAGAACUUUCUCUCCUGCUUUCCAUAAUUUGAUAGAAUUGUGUUUGCAUCAGGACCCAGAACAAAGACCAUCAGCAAGAGGCCUUCUGUCACAUGCUUUUUUCAAGCAGGUGAAAGAAGAAACAAAGGGUUCAUUACUUUCACUCUUGCCUCCUGCCAUCCAACGUAGUCAAUCUCAAAUACCAACGGUGCAUUCAGCUGCCACCUGGAAUAAAUCUGAAUGUAGGUUGCCAAAUGAGAAAAAGAUAUAUUGGGAAUUUUAGGAAUACUAAGACCAUACGGGUGGUCCUCAAUUUACAACCUUUCAUUCAAAGUUGACCAUUCAA
This is a messenger RNA of Thamnophis elegans (Western terrestrial garter snake), 1648 nucleotides long. It is a transcript of the gene STRADB, whose product is annotated as STE20 related adaptor beta. The record is from RefSeq and is a predicted model, not a curated record. Gene Ontology annotation, biological process: protein phosphorylation. The coding region runs from base 335 to 1585 and encodes 416 amino acids. The transcript is spliced from 12 exons. Gene Ontology annotation, molecular function: protein serine/threonine kinase activator activity; ATP binding; protein kinase activity. Lineage: Eukaryota; Metazoa; Chordata; Lepidosauria; Squamata; Natricidae.